Molecule: messenger RNA, 2304 nt
Organism: Colletes gigas
Lineage: Eukaryota; Metazoa; Arthropoda; Insecta; Hymenoptera; Colletidae
Gene: Reg-5
Product: rhythmically expressed gene 5 protein
Exons: 4
Coding region: 278-1051 (257 amino acids)
Source: RefSeq, a predicted model, not a curated record
UCGGCGAGAGUGGUUCGUUUCAUCGUUCCGAACAUUCGGUUACACGUGAACGUUAACCAGCACGGCGAUAUAUCAAUAUUUCCUCGGUUAACAAAUAUUCUCGAAGGUUUAUAUUCGCGGAAGUCGCGGGAUCGAUCGGUGUUCUUUCGUUGAAAGAUCUAACUCUCUUCCUUGUACGAGUAAUAACUGUGGUAGAAAUUGGAGCAACGGACUAACAGGACGUGCGUAAAAAGUGUGUACACAAGACUGUUGAAAAGAUAAGUGAAACACAUCAGUAAUGAAGAGCAGAACUUUUGUGAUCGUCACCGCUAUCCUGAUACUGGGAUGCUAUACUCUGUGUAUCGCUGGUUCUGCGAUACCUAUGUGGGAAUUCUUGUCACGGGAUGAGAAAAUGAGCCACUUAUUCAAAAUGUUCAGUCAGCAAGUAGCCAAGUUCUGCACGGACUCUUCGAUGCCGGAUUGCAACAAAUAUUUACUGGUUUCCGGUCUCCGAAAUCUGGCUAAUAUGGACGACACAAUUCUCGAUAAAUUGGACCCGUACCAGCGUGACGCAAAAGAAAUCAUUUGGCGCGCCAUGGUAAAGAGCGGAUAUUCGGUAAGAAUUGGCCACGAAUCGGAUGAAUCCUACUUCACGACCGGAACGGAUUCAUUAGCCACCAGUGGUAGCGAAACAAAUGGUUUGGGUGAAGAAACGGUUCCAUCGCACGAUUACAUUCGACCAUCUGUAGAACACACAGGCCCAUAUCUGGUCGGACCAAUGGUAAUUCGCGUGUACCCCGACGGUCGACCGGUUCCGGAGGAUUCCACGCGUCCUUUGCCACGCGACGAGGACAUCGACGAAUACAGAUAUUCUCGUAUUCCGUCGAUCGAGGAACUCGAAGCGGACAGAAGUACAUUUUAUGAAAAACGAUCAAAGGAAAACACAUAUUCCGAGGUGAAAAUUCGUCGACGAGUUAACGAGGGAUCCGCUCGUCUUCGGAAUAAUCAUCCGCCGUUUGAAAGACGAUUGCUACAAGAAGUCGUCGCCAAACGCAACAUUCGUUGUUAUUGACGGAGUUACGAUUUAUCGUUGUGAAACGAUGUAGCUUCAUCCUAAACGACCGUAAUAUACAUAUUUCGACGGCUGGAACUGCCCGGAAGGAACGAGGAAAGCGUUUCGUUGCAGCCGUGUUUCUUGUAUUGUUUAGAACGUUGGUAAACUCGCGAAACUGGUCUUUCAUAAUGCAGAUAGAAAUAAGAAGAUUUAAUUAUUCGUUAUAUUUCUGGAAACUAGAUUCGUUGUAGACGUUAGAUGGAAGAUUUAAAUCUUGAUGCAAGAGUUCCUUAAAGCGAGAACGUUUUCUAGGAUUUCGCUUUUAAGAAAUUUAAUCGUUGGAAUUUUUUGUUGUUGGAGAAAUGCAUAAAACAACGAACGGACGGUGAUAUCUUUCGAUAAUUUUCACUGUUAAUCGUGCAUUAAUACGUCAUUAGAAACUAAAGAGCAUGCAAAGUUGGCAGUGAUGUGCGUGGAAAAAGACUGCUUUUCUUAAAUUACAUUAAUAGAAAGCAUUAAUAAUAAGUUUUUUCAGUCUCGUCAUCUUCGUUUUCAGCAUUUAACAUAGACCGCAAUAUGUAGAGCGUGUUACUUGACGAUUGGUCGGCAAUCAAAUUUCUAUCUUCGUUGCUGUUAGUUUCUAAUUAAAAAUGCACAAUAGAACAUUAGCUAUCGUUACGGUAAAUAUUUCAAAUUCGAUUAUAAUAUACCCUGCUAAAGUACGUUUUCACUUACUUGUACGCACGAAUAAUCGCCGACCAUGAACACAUUCGAUCACGCGUUUUCAUUCACUCGUUAUUUAUUUCAUCAUCCGUGUAAUUAGUAUUUAUCUUUGCAUCGUUUAUCGCUUGCAAUUUAUCGUUCUUAAUUACUCCUAGUGUCAAUAAUCACGAAAACGGUCGAAUCAUUUCGUUGCACGAUAUUAGAACCAUUCAGUUUCCUUUCUUAACAUGUACGCUAAUCGUGGCAUAAAAGGAACUUACCUCGCUGAAAAUUUCUGUAACUGAGGAUAUUUUUAUACGUGCGAUAUAUUAUUGUAAUUUAUUGCAAUUAUACUGUCAAAUUUAUACGGUAACCUACUGCGACUUUUUCCUGGUAUAAUGUGCAUUUUGAACACUUGGCCCAUCGUAACUUCUUUAUAAACAAAAUUUAAUCAUUCCCCCUAAAGUUUACUGUAAAACGGUAUACAAAUUGUAAAAUUUUUACGCACAAAGUACACGUGAUAUUCUGAAGUAUUGCCUUGCAAUUUUCUAUUUAAUCUGAAACGUUCA